Messenger RNA from Porites evermanni, 15891 nucleotides. The record is from the annotation of a GenBank genome assembly. Lineage: Eukaryota; Metazoa; Cnidaria; Anthozoa; Scleractinia; Poritidae.
AUGCGACUGAAGGAGAUCAACUCCCUGAACAAAUCCUACGAUAAAAUGUACAGUUGGGAGGAGCAAUGUGAAGCCCUUGUAGAGAGGAUGUGGAAAAUGGUUCAUGACCAGAGCUGUGAGUUACACUAAAGCGUUUCUGUACUUUUUAAAAUCAAUACUAAAUUAAAGUUUUUCUCGAUACACGUUUUCGAGGCCAUAGCGAUAUCUUUCAAUCGACUUAAAAGUGAUUUUAUCCUUUUUCGAUCGCCCUGAAAUUUUCACCACUGAUUAACUGUGAAUUGAAGUUCGUCAACAUAAAGCAGUUUUAAGUAAAAUCGAUAUCACUAUGACAACAACAAACACUUUGAAAUCAAUGAAUGCCGAAUUUUGCGCGAUCUAGACCAGUUACUGAAAAGCUGACGUCAAGAACUUAACUAAAACGUGGUGUUUAGAAAAAGACCCUUGAGACAAGUAACAAAUUUGGAAUAUUUGAAUUCAAAUAGAAUGUAAUUAAACAUAUUUCAAGCCUUAUAUUUUCAAUAGCCGUGAUAAAUUGUUUGAUAAAAAAUUCUGAAUGGCUCAAAUUCAUCUGACGCUGCUUAAAAGUAAUAAUAGUCAAAAGUGAGAACCCGCGCGUCCGGCUGGCCGAAAAGUGAUUUUGGGAAUUUUUUUUUAUCGUUUUCAUUAAAAGCCCAUAAUUAUUACCCUUCAUAUCACAUAGGACCAGAUUUUUCUAACAGAAAAGUCCCGGCAUUAUAGAAUUCUCUUCAUGAAAACGCUUUAUAAUUCAAUGCUAUAAUUUGUUGUGCAAAGGAGGCGCGUGCUUUGAUCGUCGUGGAUAUUGAAUGAGUGCAAAUUCUCUUGCAAAAUUGUGAAAAAAACUGAAGAAUUAUAGGUUUAAAUAGGGCAAAAAAGAACAAAUUCUGUCCGAGGUCUGUAUGAUAAAAAAAGGGCCUUAUAGUACUGUUUACCUGAGACGUGAUGAGAAAAAGUAUGUUUAAAAGGCUGGUUUACACGCCACCAGAUUCGUCACCAAGAUUUACAGGCAGGUACAAAAGUCGGACCGGAUCAACUCGGACCGCCAGUCCGGGUCGGAUCAACUCGGAUCGACUCGGACCAACUCGGAUCGAAAAAAAAAAAAUAAAAAUAAAAUAAAAUUGGACUCGGAUCAACUCAGAUCAUUAAAAAAAAAACAACUCGGAUUAUAAAAAGAGACAAAAUCAGUAGGUAUCACUUAACUUUCACCCGCCAUUUUGUUUUUUUUCUCACGAACUCGUGAUUGCGUAAAUUAAUUUUAUUUUUAUUAAUUUUAAUGAUACACUAGUGAGCAGCACAUAAAUUUCCAGUAAACAUUUUCAACUUGGAAGGAGGAGAAACCAUGCUCGCCCGAGACAAAGGAAAUUUCCAUGCCCCGGGCAAGAAUCGAACUCGCGACCAUCCCGGUUCAGUGGUUGGAACGUUCGAUAAACAUGUAGUAUUCGGAGGGUCGUGAGUUCAAUUCUCGCCCGGGGUACGAAAAUUUUCGUUGUCCCGGGCAAGCAUGAUUUCUCCUCCUUCCAAGUUGAAAAUGUUCACUGGAAGUGUACGUGUGCUGCUCACUAGUGCAUCAUUAAAAUUAAUAAAAAUAAAAAUUAAAUUAAAUUUAUGCAACCACGAGUUCGUGAGAAAAAAACAAAAAUGGCGGGUGAAAGUUAAGUGAUACCGACUGAUUUUAUUUUUCUUUUUAUAGUCCGAGUGGUUUUUUUUUUCAUAAUCCGAGUUGUCUCUUUUUUUUAUGACCCGAGUUGAUCCGAGUCCAGUUUUAUUUUAUCUUUAAUUUUUUAUUCGAUCCGAGUUAGUCCGAGUCGAUCCGAGUUGAUCCGAUCCGGACUGGCGGUCGGAGUUGAUCCGGUCCGACUUUUGUACCUGCCUCAAGAUUUACUAGUAAACUAAACUUGUCGAACACAAAAAAUCCGGCCUGAUUUUUUAUUUUGGCCUUUUUUUUAGACAGAGGAAUGCAACGUGUAAAUUGGCUGCCACCAAGGACUAUCGUGGCGCAUGUGUUUCUUAAAACUAUAUUUCGGGGUUGUCCAAUUAUCCAUAGUCUCUCUAACGGAGCAAUGUUGGAGAGACUGGUUAAUGCCACAUUAUGAUGCAACAGCUAAUGCAAAUACAAUACACGAAUAGGUCUAUUUGUUUCCCAGGCCUAAUCUACUCUGAUCGAACAUGAUUGCUAUUUUUCGGUGUACAAAUAAGACUAUUUAAUAACUCGACGUAAAAUUUGUUUCACUCUUGGACGGUCAAAUUCUGAUUUUUCUGUAAAACCACUCAGCCUUUGCCUCAAAAGUCAAAUGAAUGUGCCCUGAUCUGUGGAUUACAAGUUUAUUGUUUGGUUUAAAUCAUGAAUUUAUUAACGGGAGCUUCGCUUUUAGCCCUGGCUAAAUCUAUAUAUUAGAGCUUGUAUGGAGACGCCAUAUUUGUGUACAGUUUUGGUACACAAAUAUGGCCGCCGGAAAUCAACAAAACCAUCUGGAGUUCACUUUUUCUAUAAAAGCUCUUUCUUUUCACUCGAGAGCUAGCAUACGUGCACAUAAACACAUCUUCUAUUACUAGAAAAGGUUAAACUGCUGAUAAUCAGGAGGAGAGACUUUUUUUCAACGAGACAGCAUUCCUAUUUUGGUGUCACGCACUGUGAAUACUCAGAAGUUCAAAUUGCUGUAUUUUCGAAAUGAAACAUGCUACGGGACUGGAAACUUGUAGAAAGAUUUAUUUUUUGUUUAUCUUCAACCUAGGGUAAAUAAGAAUUCGUAAAACCUCGUUAUUUUGACUUUAUAAUUUGAUGACGUCACCGUGAAAACCAUCUAUUAGAUUAUGGCCUACAAUGGCUCCACUCGUCAGGUACCCUGCGAGGAGAGGCCCUUCGAUCUUCCUAGACAAGAAUUAUCUAGGAAGAUCGAAGGGCCUCUGCUCGCAGGGUACUCGUCAGGCUGACGGAACGCAAUAACUGAAAUCUUUAUUCUAGAAUUUUAGAAGUUUAUUUUUAGUGAUCUUCUACAACAACAUGCUGAAUCACAUUUUAGAGGUACUGUCAAAAUUUUCUCGUUACAAGAGCUUGUUAUAUCUGUGGUAAAAGUAGCUUUUCUUGCGAUUCAACAGUGAAAAAGUUAUUGUGCUCAAAAGAGUUGUGGCCGGACUGUGAGAUAAACGUACGUGUGUCGACCAUAAAUUAUAUAUUAUCGUCUAUUAAUUAUCUCUAUUUAUUGACUGAAGGCCCUAGCAUUUAACUGGGCAGCCUCAAGGCAGGCCCAGUUCAUGAAAUCAUAAAUGGUAAUGAAAUCAUAAAAGUAACCCAGAGGGCGUUGCGUGAUCCAUACAGCCUUCGCACAGUCUGUUUCUUUAUUGCAACACACUCCUUUUUGGAGGUCUAAAUUUCGGAUUAGGAUAAAGAAGACUCGUCCGACGAAAACAGGAACUUUGAGAAUUUCCCACACAAGUUCAUCUCAUGGCCUUAUUGGCGAGAAUGCGAAUAAGCGGCGAAGCUUCGAGAACGCAAAGCUUCACCGGGAGCCUAAAUUACCAACUUGGGAUAAAUACAGCUGUAACAGAGUACUAAGGCUAGUUAUUUACCAAUACAAGCUUUGGUUACUUAGCAUCCUAGAGCUUACAGUUGUUCUCAUUAAUGUGGCCCAGAGUUUUCGCUUUUGUUUGUAUCUGUAUCAUUAAAUUUGUGCGUAAUCGAGUGUUAUGCUUCUCCUUAUUUCUAUGUCUCGGCCAAUUCGACAUGCACGAUAGUUAGCAUUAGCGAGUUUCUAUAAACUUUGAAAGUUCACAGCUUGCUUUAACAUGCACCUUUUUAUGUACACAACCUGUAUUUCACUGAAAAUGUUCUGAAUACAUACACUGUAUAUGUGAGGAGGUUAAGUAAAGUAUAUUAAGUAUAUGUAGGGUUUUAACUAUUUUAAGGUUAAUUAUUGAACGUCGAGAUGAAUCGCUUGAACAAAAAAAAAUUUUGAAUUUGUGUCAUUAGCACUUUGACCCUAACUCAAAUUACCGUAAAAAAAAUCCGGCUGUUAUCGACCGGUUUGAUCUAAAACCUGUGAGUUAUCCUUAAACUUUUCGAGGCUGCACAUUGCAAACGAACUAUAGCUAAUUCCUUUUUUAAUGGGUUGAAGAAAGAUAACAAAUUAAAAGGAAAGAAUCUUGAAACGUACAAAUAUUUUUAUCUUUUGACAGGACAACAACUUUAUUUUAUAUACCAUACGGAAAAAAAUAGCUUAAAAGGUUAUCUAGCUAGAAGGUAUAAUAGUUUAAUAUAAUUCAGAAUAUUAACAACAACAACAACAACAACAACAACUUUAUUUGUACUCUACAUUGAUUUACAGUGAUAUAUAUAAAAAAAUACUAUAAAAUAUAGAGGGAGUACAGGUUGCCCAUAAUAACCAUUGAUGUUAAAGAGGGUGUUACAUGGAGGCACAAGUAUAAAACGCCCCCCAUGCACACCAUGUCUACUUAAUGAGACCAUAAAUCGUGUCGACCAUAAAUUAUAGAUUAUUUAACAAUUAGUACAUGCGUCAGUGUGAGUAUGUCGAGAUACUGAGGACGCGGGAAGUUUGGAGAGCACGAGAGAGGCGUAAGAGUUGCUCGAGGCCCACUCGAAACUGAGAGAAAGUAUAAUCAAGACGCUUAAGAUAACAGUCAAAAAGAGUAUAAAAUCGAUAUUGAGGUGCCGGAAAACUAUUAAAUUACCAAAAAAUUCUUUUUGAAAGAAAUAACUUUGCGAAGAAUGAUUUCUACACGCCAUAGCCCGCACAGCUCGGGAGGAUGACACGCAGCAACAACACUCACCUCUUUCCUCUACUAUCGGUUAGCAAAUUCAAAAGUUUUCUCUUAAAUUUACGUUUUUUACGUUAUACAACACAUGGUUAACGCUUCAUCGUGUACUGUUGAGUUAUUGAUGCACUUGGGAGACGUUUUGGGAGGAUUGCUAAGCUUACAAGAACUCGAGGUAUAGUGUUUUGACGUCAUCAGAGUGCUCAAUGGGAGUAUGAAGCAUGCUCGCGCAAUUGAAUUUGAAUAGGCGAAAAUUCUAGCUAUGUUAUAACGUCUAUUGAUCAUCUCUAUCAGUCUCGGUUGAAUAGGGUCGGUGUAUCUUUGAUGGGUGUUAUAGCGGUUGUUUUCUCUUAAAAUCUGUUUGCUGUCUGUAAUUCUGUAUAGUAUAGGUUGUUGUGAACAGGCUUCCGACAAAUAAUCACCCUCGAUAUGGUUGUCUACAUUAAUAUAUUUACGAUCACAGAUUUGCCAGGUUCUCUCGCGUUUCGAUCUCUCACUCAACCUAAGCGUUAAUAUUACAUUGUUACGAAAGUCUUCCGAAAGGGUGCAAUGUUCAAAUGAGUUGAUCAUGUUUCACUCUCACAUGAGAUUCUAUGUCACUCAGUUGUCGGCGGUAGCCUGUGUACAGCCGCCCCCUCCCCUCAGAAAAAAUCGGAGAAGGGGCGAUUUUAUUUGAGGGGACGGGGAGGCUAUACCGUUUUAUAGCAGCCCAGUUAAAGUUGCUUUUCAACGAAUCUAGGUUUACUAAAACUUGCCUCUAGAAAGAAAGUGCUGUCACAUUCGUUUACCGAGUUUUGUUUACCAUGUUGUUUUCUUGUUGUUAUUUUUGUUUUGGUGUACUUAAAAUUCUCUGUAACGCUACAGAAAACGGAAUGUCUACAGUUUAUUAACUGGCUUAUCCCCAGCGCACGCUAGACUGACGUUGGCUUUCGUAGAGAGUUCUCUUAGAGUUUCUUUUGCCGCCUCGAGCAACGUUUCCUGGAGUGCAUCCUGUAAAAUCCUAAGAAGGAUGACGUCCAGUGGGAGAGUAAUGUCACGAAUAUGGGUACCCUUCACAGUGCCACAUACCUAUAUAUGUUAUGGUUUUCAAGUCUUUCAGCCUCGGAUCCAGAAAACUGAUCAAUUGGUUGAAGAUUUUAGUCUAGACUAGGGAAACAGGGAAUUGUUUGUUACUGUUAGUCACUGAAGAAUCAAGAAUUCGUAAAUAGUUUAGGUGUUUGACGGCAAAGGUUCUGACCAUGUCAUGAAUUGCCUGAGUCGACAUUUGAUCUUGUAUUCUGAAGACUGUCUUAGUGAGGGCCUGUUAUUUAUUAUUUAAUACAGGGCUUUCAGAUGAAAGUAAGCGCAUGUCAAAACUUGAGUCGCCUGUUGACACGUGUAGAGAAGCAACUAAAACGGAAAAAGGAUCAUUCUUAAACAAGGAAAACUCUCCAACGUACACUUCAGGAUCCGUCGGCAGUCCAGGUACAGAGUUACAUAGUGCUGCAUUAAACUAGCGGAGGAUUAAGGGCCUGUUUACAUGGAGUUGUGGGCCCCAGAUAGGUGAGUUAACAUGUGGCGGGUCACCUCACUUAUCAUGUAAACGUGAUCAAAUCAUAAUGAGAGAUAUAUAUGGACAGGCGGGUUAACCCACGUAGGCGAGUUACCUCACCUGCAGGGAGUUCUCCACCUCCAUGAAAACCUUCCCUUAGUCUUGUUGUUCUACUAGAUUAAGUAAAAAUUUUAAAAAAUAUGUAAAUUUCGAAAUUAUGGCUGUCAAAACCUAAUUGGCAUGAUAACGUCAAUGUUGACAUACACAUCACAAAGGCUUUUAAAUGUCCCCGGAUAAAUUUUAGGAUAAGUCGUCCUAAGUCUGGUGGUCAUAGCUUAAACGGUUUAGAAGCUGUUCAACUAUAAAGUUAAAAAAGGCCUCAAGAGCCCCCUCGCCGGCCUGAAUUUGGGAUUAAAAACUUUAGGCCUUGGAAAGCGACCGAAAAAUGUCUUAUAUUUCUUCAGUGUGAUAAGCGGAAGUAAAGUGCUUGUCGGAUCAUAUAGCCAUGAGUACUAUUUCUCAAGGAACACAGAGAAAUACAUGAUAUGCGAAGAUUACAGUUCUAAAAGAAUACAUAAAUUGAACUUAUCGCAAUAAGUGAAUGUUUUGAAAUUUAUUAUGAGUACAGCUGUAACUUGAGUUACCUAAAAAUCUGAUGAAAACUGUUUGAGCAUCGCAGCUUUUCUAUUGACCAAUUUUGUAGGUAGAUCCCCAAACUAAGUUACAGUAAUAUUCGACAGUAAUGCAUCAGUCAAUUCCACCUGCGCCAAGCUCCCCCAGGCUACUGCGGGGCAUUUGCCCGCCUUGUCCCUAGCUUUGACACGCACGCGGUUUCCUAUCAGAAUACAACUACACAAAAGGUUCUACUGGAAAAAAAAAAGCAGAUUAGCUCAUUUGUCAAGGACAGGAAUAAAUUGAAGAUGGUUGUAAAGUCAUGUUCUCGAUUUUAUGCGUGCAUUUCUUCAUUGCUUAUGAUAGCGAAAUUGGAGCUAUCGAUGUGAAUCAACGUUUUUUGGCUGUUGAUAUUAUUUGAAGAACAUCCUUUCAUAUUUAUAAAACUAUUCAUAUCAUAUAACUUUACAGCGCUCUAUUAAUUUUAAUGUCAAUAAUUUUAUAUCAAUACUAAACCAUAAACUGGUGCAUGUCGUUGCAGCGUGAAGUCUUGAUUAGAAUCCUAGUGCUAUUACAAAGGAAGACGUUAACUGAAACAAAAAAUCGCACAUUAAAAUGCUUAAAAUGGCACCUUUCGACUGUGCCAUCAAUGAAAAAUGUUGCAGUGUUGACGGAGGACGGGGAAUUUGCCCUCUUUUUUCGUCCCCACCCCGGGGGAUUUGACAGCCCAAGAGGGGGGGCUGGGCGCAGCUGGAAUUGACUGAUGCAUAAUACGAAAGAAUCGUUAGCAAUAACUUAGUUAUUUGACUCGUGUGCUGAUUAGCAAAUUUUUAUCUUCAUUACGCGGACAUUCACAUAAAAUUACAGAUUGUGCCAGGCUACGCGUGUACAUAAUAACUGCUAAACAAUGAGAAUUCUAUUAAUAGUCCAUGAGCCAAAUCCUGAAAUGUUGCCAAAAAAUGAUUUUCGUAGGACCCUCUUUGGGACCAAGCUAUUUUGGUACCAAAUUAAAGCUUAUUGACUAUAUUUUAUGAAUUCACUUGUUGCCCGGCUGGCAACUUGCACGUUAGGGAGAUACGGCGGCGUUUUUAACGGGGGGAGGGUGGGGAGCAUUUUUUGUCUUAUGUACGUCUGUAUUAUUAAAAAACAAAUAACUUUGUAAGCGCCAAUCAAAUGUGGGUAAAAACUUGUAUUGCUUCUAGACAAGUUCAUUUAUUACAUUUCAUGUUUGUAUUUACACUGCAGAUUGCCAUGGCAACGGUUACUAUGGAAAUCCUUCGGUUAUUUGUGAAACACCAUUUUCUCAUUGUUUCGUUGCUAUUUUUAGUCAAAUUAUUUAAAAAAAACAAUAUAUAGUGGUAAAAAACUACAUGACUAUAGUGUGGUUUUCGUCUUAACCAAAUUGAUAGCGUUUACUUUUACAAAGCAUCCAUGCUCUUUUUUUCGAGGGGUGGGUCGUGGGCAGGGCAACGCGCUACAGAGCGCCAAAAAUGCCCUAAAACGAUGUUUUCCAAAAAUUGACCAUUUUUACGACUCACUUUAACAUCAUUUGCUGUGGAAGUUAUUUUAAAUGUUUUACAUCUGCUAUAAGAGAUUAACUACCUUGCCUUUGUGUUGCCAUGGCAAUGGUUAUUGGUAAAAUAGGCUCAAGUAACAAACCAUUUUUUUCUACACAUCCGUGUUUGAAAUAGUGGGACCCAUUUGAAGAAUCUGAAGAACUUGUCAGCCUUAGCUCUGGAUGUACAUGUGUUGCAAGUAAAAGCAGUAGGCACGAUUUGCUCACAGCAAAAAAGAAGGGAACAGAAGCUCUUACAACUUUUGUGGAGGACAGAUUGUUGUCAAUAUCCAAGGGUUUCUUUGACACAGUUUCUAAGUUGAAGUUGGGCAAUUUUAGUAAUGCCAAGAAGUCGUCGUCGUUGUCUAAGGAAGGAAAGACUGUCAUUUUGAGAGCAGACAGAAAUCUCUUUGCACGAUUACUAGUUAUCGGCAAAAGUCGGAAAGUUGAUUUGUGAGAGUUGUUAGUGCACGAGCUUAGCCCUCUUCCCUGGUCACCGGCUUCAUGGGUCCUCGGCGAAAACCAAUAAAGCUGCUCUUCCCAAACUUUUUGAGGACGGUGUUGACAGCCUCCAACAUCUACCAGCUCAAACGUCAGCAGUCAUCAUGGAUCCAACGGCAAUACUACAGAUGCUCAGCAAGAUUCCAGACAAAUUUUCUGACUUGGGAGAGAUGGUGUUCAACAGAAUCUUGUUCCAAGCUGGAGAGGCAACAAGGGUGGACUUCGUAGGCGAUCAGUAUCCUGAAAUCUCAAUAAAAAACAUAGAGAGAGAUAGAAGAUGAAAAAGUGGCCAACUAGCCGUCAACAUCAAUGGCCCACAACAGUUGUGCUCACGUCAAUGGAAAAAUUUAUGUCCACUGGUAGCAAUAAGGAGGGUCUGCUGAACCUUCUUGUCCAUGAAUGGUCAACCAACUAAGCUUAUGCUCAGAAGAUUGGAAACCGUGUGUUGUACGUCACUCACGGAAACUUAACGCCUUUGAGGGUAGAAUGACCGCAACAGAUGCUGUGGAUCUUCAUAGCACUCAGGUAGAGGCAGAUACGAGGAUGUUUCUUCACGCCUCCCAUGCUUCUGCAGAUGGACAUCACAGCAUUGCAGUAUUCUCGUCAGAUACGGAUGUCAAAGUACUGGCAUGCCACCAUCAAGUAGCCAUUCCUGCCGAAAUAAUACUGAUAAGCGGCACAAGGAGUAGAUCGCGUUUGCUAAGCAUUAGGCGACUCUGUGAAAAGCUUGGACAUAGAGUAUGUCAGGUUCUUCCAAGUUUGCACGCUUUGACAGGCUGCUGAAUACUGUCAGCUCGUUUGUUGGAAAGGGCAAGAAAAAGGCGCUUGAAUUAGUCAAAGAUGACCAGAUUGCAAGGGAAACCAUUCCACUAGGUGAGCACGACAUCAUCAAGCUGGAGAAAGUAGUCUGCAAGUUGUAUAAUGAACACCAAUGUGACCGUGUCGAUGAGCUGUGUUACAAGAUGUUUUGUACAGGUAACAACAAGAGCCUCUUUGGAAAACCACCUCAAACGUGCAAACUAUCAAGCAUAUACAUCUGGAGGUGUGCUCUAGACCCUCAGUCUCCUGACAUAGGACCGGAAAAUCAAGGCUGGCAGCUGAGGGACGGUCAACUUGAGAUUGUAUGAACGGUCCUUACGCCCGCUCCAGAAGCCGUUAUGGAGUUAGUUUGCUGUGGGUGCCACGGCACUUGCCUAACAAGACGUUGUUCUUGUGUCAGCAAUGGGUUGCCUUGCACGGAAGCGUGUUCCUAUUCUGACCAAUGCGCCAACAGUGUAACAGGCCCCGAGGAUGAGGAUGAUGACGAAGAUGACGAAGAACGAGAGGACGAGUAAUACGCCUCAAAGAACAAAGAGCAAUUCAGUGAUUUUGCUGGCCUUUGUUAAUUAAUAUUGGUUGUCAUGGCAACCGAAGAAUAAGGUCGAGUUACAAAAGGAUUGUUAUAAAGAGACCACAUGCUGGUAAAAUACCAGUUGCAACCCUUUAAGAAGAAACUAGAGUCUAUACUACAAACCCGAGGAAAGUACAUUUGAGCUUCAUAGAUAUAUAACACUACAAUUAGAGUGGAGCUAAGGGACAACUAGGCUUUAUUUGGUCUAUAUUUCUUAUUUGCGAUAUUAAUAAUCUAAGUCAAAACAAGUCAUUAUAGAGUGAAAGGGACAGUAUCCCGUUACUGUGCAUGCACCAAACUUUGAUUUUCGGACAGGAUGUCGCGAAAUCAAAAGAUGCGAGGAGAGUAAGAGAACCUUAAAAAGUCCGUUUGCAUCGCGCUACGCCGAGUUCAAUACUACACUAAAACGUCUCAGGAUUACAGAUCAAUGAUAUAUUGUUCUCGUUAAGUUUCUAUUUGGGCGAAAUCGGGAUUUUUUGGCGGUACUUUUAUUGCCGUUGGCCGGAGGAUCAAAAGAUGGGAAGCGCUUUGAUGCGAAUUGAAGGCUUAUUUCUUCUGCAAGCUUCCAUAAAAGCUCAGAUAAUUGUGAACGGAAUACGCAGAAAAGAAACAGCAACAAUAAAGACUGUAAGAACGAAACCAUUGGGACGUUGAUGUGACUGAGGAGAUCUUCUGGAAUUAAGCUUCGUGAAGCAGAAUGUUUUGCAACGACGCGUUAGUAAACUUUUAAUCCUUAACGCCGACAAAAUCCAACAAACAGGCGCUACAUGUUUAGACAGACUAGUGCAAUGAAAUCAUAAUAUAAUUUUUGACUAACCUUUGCGAUGGUUCAUAGCGUUGAGAUUGCAUUUUUAUUUGAAUCUUUCAAACGUUUGAGGCUAAAACGCGAGCAAAUCAGGCAAAUAUUACUUCGAACAAUUGACCUCUGACACGAGUUUCACGUUAGAAAAGUUGUUUUUAAAGUGAGCGGAACGAGAUUUUCGGGUCGUGAGGAGGCCCUGCUAGCGAUAAAAUCGCGACGAGUCUUCAUGGUGCGAGCCAAAUUUUAAAUAGGACAAAAGACUUCUUUGAAAGUCUAAAAUAUCACUUGAGAAUGUAGACAACAAAUCUCCGUCGGUGGUGUGGUCAAAUCAAUAUGACAGUUCUGUUGUCUUUUGAAGAAAAAACAGAUGACGCUGGCGCAUGCACAUAAUCUGAACACUGUCCCUUUAAAGGACGCACUUUAAAAGUCUAUUUUUCCAUAUCACCGUUGCCACGGCAACCUAACUGCGAGGACAUUUGCAUAUGCAAAACGGUUGAGCUCAUGUCUCUUGCAAAUGACGUUAAAAUGAGCCGUUAAAAUGGUCAUUUUUUAGAAAACAUCAAUCGUUUUAGGGCAUUUUUGGCGCUCUGUUGGGCGUUGCCCUGCCCACCACCCACUCCUAAAAAAAAAGAGCACGGAUGCUUUGUAAAGGUAAACAGCUACCAUUAUGGUUACAAUGGAAACCACGCUAUAGUCACGUUUUUUUUUUUUUUCACCACUGUAUAUUGUUUUUUUGAUAGUUUGAUUAAAAAUAGCAACGAAAACAGUGAGACAAUGGUGUUUCACAAUGACCUAGGGAUUUCCAUGGUAACCGUUGCCAUGGCAAUCUGCAAUGUAAAUACAAACAUGAAAUGUAAUAAAUAUGAACUUGUUUAGAAGCAAUUCAAGUUUUUACCCUUAUUUGAUUGGCACUUACAACGUUAUUUGUUUUUUAAUAACACAGAACUUCAUAAGACAAAAAAUGCUCCCUACCCUCCCCCCGUUAAAAACGCUCUCCUAUCUCCUUAACGUGCAAGUUGCCAGCCGGGUAACAAGUGAAUUCAUAAAAUAUAGUCCAUAAGCUUUAAUUUGGUACCAAAAUAGCUUGGUCCCAGAGGGGGUACUACGAAAAUCACUUUUGGGGGCUUUGGCUCAUGGACUAUAAGGUUGCAGAAAGAAUUCACUUAGAUUUCGUUGUCUCCAUCUCUAAUUUGACCUCGGUUUUCAAAAAAAAAGCCUGCUAGUUCGUUUCAGAUUGACCUUACUACCUCAAACAAAUUCCUCUAAGUUAAUAUAUAGCUUGUGUUUCUGGGCUUAAAUUUUCGUGGAGGACAAGAAAAAGGGAAAGAAAAUGUGGUCACAGCCUGUGAAAUCCUAAGCUUAAAACGGCCAAUCAAAGUGGGCCAUUCAGCCUUAUUCCAGCUUGCCAUAUAAUAACAAAUUUAGUACUACUAUUGUGACAAUAUUGGCCAAUAAUGGUAUAUUGUAAUCGGUCACGUGUUGGCCUCGUUUUCAUGAAUUACAGAGUUGUUGUUAAACCGCCAUCUUGAAGUGCUCUCUACUCUUGUCUCUUGUUGUUACAUGGUGGCAGCUGUGGCCGUUAACCAUGCUGAUUCUGAAAGUCAAUCUUCAGGACCGCAAGCUUUAGCUCCUGCUUUUCGACGGCCACAAGUCUCUCCUCCGCAACCUCUAGAGAUCGAAGGCGAUCGGGCCGACAAUUGGAAAAUCUGGAAACAAAGAUGGCAAAAUAACUGUAUUAUCACGGGCUUACACAGCCAACCUGAAGACUACAAAUGCGCCAUUCUUCUGCACAACAUUGGAAUAGAUGCCAUGCGAAUCUACAACGGUAUGAAAUUCUCUGAAGGCAAGGACCGCAACAAGAUGGCAGAUAUUAUAGCCAAGUACGACCAGCACUUUUUCGGUCAAACACAGGAAUUCUUUGAGCGUUUUCAGUUCAAUCGUAGAGAUCAAGCUUCUGGUGAGUCAAUCGAUGAGUACCUCUCAGUUCUGCGAAACAUAUCUAAAACUUGUGGUUUCUGUGACUGCAUGCGAGAUUUUUUGAUCAUGGACCGCCUGCUCCUGGGCAUCACAGGUGACAAAACGCGCAAAGAACUACUCUCCACUCAUGACAACUCUAAACAAGGCUAUUGAAAUCUGUCGAGGAAUGGAAGCUGCUUCUCAUAACAUGAACGCACUGAAAAAUGAGGAAGUUAAUAAGAUCAAAGACAUAUCGCAGAAGAAAUCAGGACAACAUAAACACUGGCAUAGAAUAAAGAAACCUCUCCAAAGUAUUGAUCAAAAAGCUUUACAGAAGAAGUGUCUCUUCUGCUAUCAAAUUAAGGCGAAAUGUGUCCAGCCUGGGAAAAAAGCUGUGUGGCCUGUGGUGAGAGAAAUCACUUCAAAGCCUCAAACAAGUGUAAACUUCAAAGCGUAAACUCUCUUGCUGAUGAUUACUCCUCGGACUCCCUUGAAAGCAGCACUGAGACAAUCAGCACUGUAAGAGCUUGCGAGGAUCCAGUUGUCAAUUCAGUAGAUCCUGGCAACCAGCUUAUUUUCUGCGAAAUGGAAAUCAAUAACAAGCCAGUCAGGAUGCAAAUUGACCGUGGGGCUACAGUCUGUAUCCUUCCAAAGUGUUACCUGGGGGACCUGCCUAUUCCUAUUCGUCUGCAGAUGGGGAACAAGAAAUCUUUAUCUGCUCUUGGCAAGUGUAAGGUGAAAGUAAGGAACCCCACCACUAUUGAGCAGUACAAAGUGGACUUUGCCAUUGUUGACAACGACCUCACACCUCUUCUCAGCAGUGUUGCUGCUCAAAAGAUGAAUCUUACAAGUGUUCAUUUUGACAAGUUCAAAGCAGUCAAUGUUGUCACCCAAGUCAACCACCCGUACUUCACACAGUUUCCUGAUGCAUUUAAAGACACCGGUCGUACCCUACCUGGGAAGAAAGUUCUCUUAACAACCAGUGAAGGUUCCACUCCUGUAAUCCGUUGUGCCCGCACCGUGCCUGAGUGUAGAAAAUAAACUGUCAUUGAUGAACUUCAGCGUCUAGUGGAUGCAGGCAUCAUUGUACCAGUGGAUGAACCUACUGACUGGGUCAGUUAAAUGUCUGUCGCUGAAAAGAAAUCUGGAAUUCGUAUCUGUAUUGACCAAAGACCUCUAAAUGAAGCACUUAAGCGGUAACACUAUAAGCUCCCCACUCUUGAGGAUGUCCUCCAGAACUUAGCAAGGCGAAAGUAUUCUCCGUUUGUGACCUCAAAUCUGGCUACCUUCACUGUGAGCUCGAUCAUUCAUCAAGUUUGUUAGCAUCGUUUGCUACCCCUUUCGGCCGCGAUCAAAAAGUUGAAGUCUCACCUGGCGCGUUAUAGUAUCCCCAAAAAAUUGGUAACCGAUAAUGGCCCCCAGUUUACAUCCAGUGAAUUCAAGUCCUUUACAAAGAAAUAGGCCAUUGAACACACCACAACAUCACCGCACCACAGCAAGGCAAAUGGCAAGGUUGAAUCAGCUGUGAAAACUGCCAAGAAAAUGUUGCACAAGACGUCAGUCAUGAGAAGAUCCUGUACCUCAACAUCCGAAACACGCCAACUCAAGGUGUUGCCGGUAGGCCAUCACAGCGUCUCCUAGGAAGAAGGACAAGAAGCCUGCUACCGUCCCCAAGAUCACUCCUAGAACACAGAAACCCCCAAACCUUAACUUCAUGAGAUGGAACAACUCCAGUUAAACCAAAAGAGGCAGCAAAGGUGUUAGAAUCGGACAGCCCAUAACCUUCCAGGCCAGAACAUUGGUGACACUGUCAGAAUAAAGCCAUUUGUGCUGGGCAAACAUGAUUGGGACAAGGGAAAAGUGACAAGGCGGUUAGAUCAGAGGUCCUAUGAAUUCCAGUUCCAAGGGACAACACCUGGUCAAGAGCCCUCCUGCACAUACACAGCAUAAGGCGGCCAAACAAACAGUACCAGACCCACUACCUCAAGCCCAACAAAGUCAAAGACGCCAGAUUGCUAACCACAAAAACUAUGAACAGCGAUACAGGCUGCUGGAAGCAAAGCAAUCAUCACCUGUCCGCACUCGCCCGGGACGUGUCAUCAAAGAGCCAGUUAGAUUCCAAGACUAUUUUAAGACCAAGAAUCGUUAUUUUAUUUAUUACCAGGAACUGAGACUAUAUUGUAAUCGGUCUCGUGUCGGCCUCGUUUUCAUGAAUUACAGAGUUGUUUUUGAACGGCCAUCUUGAAGUGCUCUCUUCUCUUGUCUCUUGUUGUUAUAACUAUGUCCUUGUUAAUUGUGUCUACUUUUUCUUAAUUUCAGGUUCUAACGGUGUCCUUGUGAAGCUGACUGUCUCAGCCCGAGAGCUUAGUAAGGAGCAGCAAGAAAAAAUCGAUGAAAUUUUGCAACUUCACGUACAAUUGUACACAGAAAAUCAUAAACUCUCCUCACCUAAUGGCGUCCGUGCCUUUGUUCAGCACAUAACGCGGGCUUACAACCUGGCCGUAGAGUCUGUGGAAAUGGGGUCUUUGAUUAUAACAGUGAAAUGCCCCACCCUAGAGAGUCUUGAGAGGCUGUGGAGUGACUAUCAAUCCGGUUGCCUUGAUGACAUCGCUGAGAUUUUCCUGUUGACUACUGACAUAAAGAGUAAACUUGACCUGGAUAUUGUCAGGUUCAAGAUAACUAUAGAAGAAGAAAACUACUUGGCUUUUAAGAGGGCUCUUUCAGGUACGUUGAGCAAUUUCAGUGAAGCCUUUUAA